Messenger RNA from Erigeron canadensis, 2952 nucleotides. RefSeq names its product protein GRIP. Bases 336 to 2729 code for a protein of 797 amino acids. The record is from RefSeq and is a predicted model, not a curated record. NCBI's taxonomy places the organism in Eukaryota, Viridiplantae, Streptophyta, Magnoliopsida, Asterales, Asteraceae. Gene Ontology annotation, biological process: reciprocal meiotic recombination. The transcript is spliced from 21 exons.
UUGUUAAUUAUAUCAAUAAUUACGUUUUGAUUGAUACACAGAGGGGUGGGGGGGUGUUCCUGUUCAGAUUUUAGAUCCCUUAUUACUUUCUCUUUCAAAAAAAAAAAAUAAUAAUAAUCACGAAAUACACAUAUAUAGAUAUAGAUAGAUAUAGAUCUUGAUUCAGUUAUCCAUAAGGUAAAGUUUUUAACAUACAAGGUCACCUGGACUUUCAUUAAGGAAAACCUUUUUCUACCCAGAAAUCAUAUUUCAAUCCCGUAUAUAUAUUUUACAAGUUGGUAGAGUAGAUACAAGGAUUAACGUCUACAAAAUAGAUCACGAUAUUUAGAAACUCAAUGUCAGAAGAGGGAGGUGACGUUGAUGGGAGAUCAGAGAAUCAUGUUGUUGAUGAUGUACAAGAAAAUGAUAAAUUAAAUGGCACGAGUCCUCAAAAUACUGAAGAUCUUAACGAGGAUAAUGUGUUAUCCAAGGAUAAUGUUUCGUCCAGUAAUCACCUUACCUCUGAUAAUAGUCAAGAUCAGCUGAUGCAAAUGGUGGUAGAUCUUAACUUUCAAAACGAGUACCUGAAGUCUCAUUUCCAUGACUUGAAAAACGUACACAUGGAUUCAAGUGCAAAAGCAUUAGAGCAAAAUGGGACAUGUGAAGAUUCAAAAGAGUUGCAUGAAAAGCUAGAAGCUUUGAAUAGAGAGCUUGUUAUAGAAAGACAAACACGAGGUGCUGCAGAGGCUGCGCUUGAGCAUCUUCGUGCAGAAUACACAGAAGCAGAUUCCAAGUCUCAAGCACUUGCUGCUAAACUUGCUGAAGCUGAGAAGAAUCUGGACCAACAAUUGAAAGAGCGUGAUGAGAAAAACUCAGAGCUUGAUUCCAAGUUGAACAGGCUUCACAAGCGAGCAAAGCAACGGAUUCAAGAAGUUCAGAAGGAGAAAGAUGACCUUGAGGCUAAGUAUCGUGAAGUCAAUGAAAAGUCAGAGCAGGCUUCAUUGCAACUGUCAGGAUUGCAACAGGAGCUUGACCGCACACGCCAAAAUGCUAAUGAGGCACUGAAAGCAAUUGAUACAGAGAGACAACAAUUGCGAAGUGCAAACAAUAGACUUCGGGACAAUAUUGAAGAGUUACGUCGUUCUCUGGAGCCCAAAGAGAAUGCUAUUGAGACAUUGCAGCAAUCACUUCUUGAAAAAGAACAGUUGCUAGACAACAUGCGAGGGCUACUGCAAGCUGCAGAAGAAAAAAGGCAAGCCUCAUUGGCUGAACUUUCUACAAAACAUCAACAGCAAAUAGCAAACCUGGAAUCUCAACUUACUGACUCGGCAGCAGAUAGAAGUAAAGCAACAGAAAUGAUAUCUUCUCUGCAGAGACUUGUUGCAGAAAAAGAGUCAAAACUGGCAGAGAUGGAUGCAGCCUCAACUGGUGAAGCUGCAAGGCUUAAAGCUGCCAUGGAGACUAUUAAAGGAGAAAUUUCCCACCUGAAACAGGAGCAUGAAAGUGAAAAGGAAAAAUGGGAAGCUGCUUCCCAGGCACUCAGCAGAAAGCUAGAGAUUGCCGAGGGUAACUGUAUACGGGCUGAAGUUGAAGCUGCCAAAAUGAAAAGUCAGAUGGAUCUAGAACUUUCUUUGCAAAGUCAACGGUCAAACACAAAAGAUGCUGAAUUAGUGGCUGCCAGAGAAGAGAUCAAACGACUGGAAAGUGAAUUUGCUUCCUACAAGUCCCGUGCUCAUGCACUACUUCAGAGAAAGGAUGCUGAGCUGGCCUCUGCUAAAGAUAAUGAACAACUUAAAGUUCUGGAAGAGUCACUGAAGGAGGCUGAGAAUGAAAUAAUAACAACAGCUGGUGAAAGGGACAAAGCGCUACAGGAUCUUGAGAAUGCGUUAAGUCGUCAUGACAAAGAACUCAGUGCUAGAGAUGAAGCUCUUACCGUCAUUGAGCAGCAGGUUAAAAACAUGGAAAUGAAGCUCUCUUCUGCACUUUCCAGACAUCAAUCGGAGAAAGAGUCUUGGGAAAAAAACCUUCAAAAUGUGGAAGAAACUUGGCAAUUGAGAUUCCAAGGAAUAAAGUCUGAACUUGAACAACAAAAAUCUUCACCCAGUGAAACUCUACUAAAAGAAGUACAAGAUCUCCAAACACGAUAUAAAAAGUUGAAGGAAGAACAUGAUUCAUUUCGUGAUCUUGCUGAUAAGUUAAUUGAAGAGAAGGACGCGGAGAUUGCAAGGCUUGCAGACAACAAUAAAAAUCUUCUUCAUUCAUUGUCAUUAAAGCCAUUGGCAAAUAACAAUGAAAAUGGCCAUGAUAUGGGUACAUCAAAUUCAAACACCUCAGUUGCAGAACAGCAGAUAUUGAUUUUGGCAAGGCAACAAGCUCAAAGGGAGGAAGAGCUAGCUCAGUCACAACGACAUAUUCUUGCACUUCAAGAAGAACUUGAAGAGCUUGAACGUGAAAAUCGUCUUCACAGCCAGCAGCAAGCUAUGCUGAAAGACGAGCUCCGAAGUAUGGAAAGAUCAAAAAAGAGGGAAGGAGUAGAUAUGACGUAUCUUAAAAAUGUCAUAGUAAAGCUUCUUGAGACAGGUGAAGUGGGGGCUCUACUCCCUGUUAUCGCUAUGCUCCUUCAGUUUAGCCCUGAUGAGUUACAAAAGUGUCAAAACGCUUAUCGGACUUUCACAGAAGCUCCACCAAGCCCAGGAGGUGAAUCACCAGGACCUGGACUCUCGCUUCUUUCACGCUUCUCCUUCUCAUAGGGAGUCUGUGAGGGUGGAAUUACAUAGCUGGAAAAUAUGACAUCACCUAUGAUUCUUGUAUUCUUUUUUUGUAACAGUGGACCUAUAAAUUAGAAUGAACAAAGAGGUAGUUAUAUACGAACACAUCAAAAGAUGAACAGGAAGUGUGAUAGCAACCUUAAAUUUUUGUACCAUGUAUCCAUUAACCGCACUUGUGUAUAAAAGUGUGAAGCAUUUACCCUUU